GCUGCGGCUGAAAUGCUCUUCCCGCUUUCUACUCAGAGAAGCUUCUAACCUGUGAUUCGUCUGACGUUUGCACACCGACCGCUCUUAAUCCCUUAAUCAAGUACACUGCAAGUUGCUACGGAAGAAGGAGGUUAUUGCUUUUACUUGAUCACUUGGUCGUCAUCAUUCUUGCAUCUCCAUAAAGAAUUUUUGCUGACACUAGCUUUGACCAGAUUCGGGAGCCAGGCUCAUCCCGGUUAAGGGACUCAUUCUCUGGGUCUUUCAUUCUCUCUCAUUUGUGUUGGUUGGUGCAGACAUGGAACAUGGUCCCUCUAAUACAAACUGUUUUAGAAGAAUCACUGAUUGCUUCUUAAGCGCAAACUUAACAGAUGAAAAAGUAAAAUCGUAUCUCUUCCUUCACCCACAAGUACUUGAUGAAUUUGUAACAGAAAAUGUUAGCUCUGAAAGGGUAGAAAAAUGGAUAAAAAUGAAAAAUCUACAAGAAGAUUUGACCCAUGCAGAAGUCAGCAGGUAUCAGGAUACAAAUAUGCAAGGUGUGGUAUAUGAACUAAACAGUUACAUGGAGCAACGGCUAGAAUCUGGUGGAGAUGAUAAAUUACUUCUGUAUGAGUUAAGCAACGUCAUUAAAACAGCUACAAAAGCUGAUGGAUUUGCACUAUAUUUCCUAGGAGAAUGCAAUAAUAGUCUAUGUUUGUUCACGCCAACUGGAACAAAGGAUGGACGCUCACAAUUAAUUCCUGCUGGACCAGUGGAAUAUGGAACUACCAUAUCUGCACAUGUAGCCAAAACCAGAAAUACUCUGUUAGUAGAAGAUAUUUUGGGGGAUGAGAGGUUUCCCAAAGGUACUGGACUGGACUCAGGGACUCGCAUCCAGUCUGUUCUUUGUUUACCCAUUGUUACAGCAAUUGGAGAUCUGAUUGCUAUACUGGAACUUCAUCGACACUGGGGAAAGGAAGCCUUCCGCCUUGGUCACCUGCAGGUGGCAACAGCUAAUCUUGCCUGGGCAUCAGUAGCAAUACAUCAAGUACAAGUGUGUAGAGGACUGGCCAAACAGACUGAGCUAAAUGACUUCCUGCUUGAUGUGUCAAAAACAUACUUUGACAAUAUAGUUGCAAUUGAUUCUUUACUUGAACAUAUCAUGAUAUAUGCAAAGAACCUGGUGAAUGCAGAUAGAUGUGCACUCUUCCAGGUUGAUCAUAAAAACAAGGAACUUUACUCUGAUCUCUUUGACAUUGGUGAGGAAAUGGAAGGAAAACCCAUUUUCAAGAAGACCAAAGAAAUAAGAUUUUCCAUUGAAAAGGGUAUUGCUGGUCAGGUUGCAAGAACAGGUGAAGUUCUCAACAUACCUGAUGCCUAUGCAGAUCCACGCUUUAAUAGGGAAGUAGACCUUUAUACUGGUUAUACAACGAGGAACAUUUUGUGCAUGCCCAUUGUAAUCCGAGGGAGCAUCAUAGGCGUUGUACAAAUGAUUAAUAAACUAAGUGGAAGUGCCUUUUCAAAAACUGAUGAGAAUAACUUCAAAAUGUUUGCAGUUUUCUGUGCUUUGGCCUUACACUGUGCAAAUAUGUACCACAGAAUACGUCAUUCGGAGUGCAUUUACCGUGUUACAAUGGAGAAAUUGUCAUAUCACAGCAUCUGCACCUCAGAAGAGUGUCAGAACCUAAUAAACUGUACCCUUCCAACACAUCUUUGUAAAGAGAUUGAAGUAUACUAUUUUGACAUACAGCCCUUUGAGGACCUAUGGCCAGCGAUUUAUGUUUAUAUGAUUCAUCAGUCUUGUGGUAAAAACUGCUUUCAACUUGAGAAAUUGUGCCGUUUCACCAUGUCUGUGAAAAGAAACUAUCGCCGUGUGCCUUAUCACAACUGGAAGCAUGCAAUUAGUGUAUCACACUGUAUGUAUGUGAUAUUGCAAAAUAACCAAGAUCUGUUCACCGAUUUGGAGAAGAAAGGACUUUUGAUUGCCUGUUUAUGUCAUGAUUUGGAUCAUCGCGGGUAUACUAACAGCUAUUUACAAAAAUUUGAUCACCCAUUAGCAGCUUUAUAUUCCACAUCUACAAUGGAACAACACCACUUCUCUCAGACUGUAUCUAUCUUGCAGCUGGAAGGACACAAUGUUUUCUCCGAUCUCAACUCCAGUGACUACGAGAAUGUGUUAGAAAUAAUACGCAAAGCAAUCAUUGCCACAGACCUUGCACUGUAUUUUGGUAACCGCAAGCACCUGGAAGAGCUUCAUCAAACAGGAACAUUAAACUUUAAUAAUCAAGCUCACAGAGAUCGCGUAAUUGGCCUUAUGAUGACAGCAUGUGAUCUUUGCUCUGUGACAAAGUUAUGGCCUGUAACCAGGUUGAUAACUGAUGAUAUAUAUGCUGAAUUCUGGGCAGAGGGUGAUGAAAUGAAAAGGAUUGGGAUAUCUCCCAUCCCAAUGAUGGACAGAGAUAAAAAGGAUGAAAUUCCCCAAGGCCAGAUGGGAUUCUACAAUGCAGUAGCCAUUCCAUGUUACACAACUCUUGCACAGAUUUUUCCAUCCACACAACCACUUCUUCAGGGAUGCAGGGAAAAUCUGAAUCAGUGGGAGAAAGUAUCCAAGGGAGAAGACACUACAGUUUGGAUUCCACCUCUAUUGCUGGCAACAGAUUUAUCUGAUUCUCUUCCUGUCAAGAUAUCUGAUUAAAUAGUAUUCGCCCUAAAACACUGAAUACUGAAAACUAUACUGAAUACCGAACCGGAGAACAGACCCCAAUUUAUCUUUAUUUCCACUGGUCUUUUAUUUUGUAGCAUUCUGGACCUUGUUUCAGGAAAUAAGUGAAAUGUAUAACCUUAUUAUAUUUAUUACAUGUUACAUGUAUAAUCACUUUGCAUGAUACUUAAGUCUCUUUUUUAAAAUUAGAGAACAGUUUUUGUUCUUUAACAUGUACCUCAAACUAUUUAACUCAUUGAGUGCAUUACGCAUUCCCAAAUGCACAAAAAGAUAUACAUUUAUAUUGAUGUGGUCUUUAUCCUGAUAGGUGCAUCUAUCAUAGUUAUAAAAGCACCAUGACAAUGGUAAAUUCAUUUUUGGGUUUAUAUUAAACUACUCAAUAGAUGAUAUCAUAAACCUAUUAUUAAGUAAAAUAAUUUUACCUAUUCUGGUGUGGAAGGGGUGGUAUUUUUUCAGUUUUAAUAUAACCUGUUUACAAUUGUGUUGGUAUAUAUUAUACUUUCAAUUUUAAAAAUACUAGCAUUACUGAACCUAGCUGCAAGGACACACAUAUAGUUCAGAUGUUGCUGAAGGCACAUACUCUAUAAAGUGCAACCGUG
Spea bombifrons (plains spadefoot toad) is the source of this 3297-nucleotide messenger RNA. It is a transcript of the gene PDE10A, whose product is annotated as phosphodiesterase 10A. The transcript is spliced from 22 exons. The coding region runs from base 296 to 2671 and encodes 791 amino acids. Gene Ontology annotation, molecular function: 3',5'-cGMP-stimulated cyclic-nucleotide phosphodiesterase activity; protein binding. Gene Ontology annotation, biological process: negative regulation of receptor guanylyl cyclase signaling pathway; signal transduction. The record is from RefSeq and is a predicted model, not a curated record. NCBI's taxonomy places the organism in Eukaryota, Metazoa, Chordata, Amphibia, Anura, Pelobatidae.